ACGAGCUGUAAUCAGCUUCAAAUCAGUCAGUCGAGCAAGGAUGUUUGGUGUGUGUAGUGGUAGUUAGAAUGCGUGCGUUAUUUAAAUAAAACACUGACCUUAAAUGGUGACCUUUUUCAAAACAUUAACCAAGUGGCGGUAACAAAUUCAAGUGAUACCAAACAUAUUUUUUCUUAUCAGGAGUACCAUUUCUAGAGAUCCUCCCGCGAUGAUUCUAAACCCUCAACGAUGGAAUUGAGCCAAGUGUCGGCGUUGGAAGCUUCAAGGAGUGGCAGAAGCCCAACAACAAGCCCCGACACGAUGUAACUCCAAGACUGACUUUCCAAUGGGUGCCAACAUGGGCAAAAACACAUCGCUGCUUGAUGCGUUGCCAUCAGGUCAGGGCACCCUCCACGUGGUGAUGCUAGGCUUAGACUCGGCGGGCAAGACCACCGCCCUUUACCGCUUAAAAUUCGACCAGUACCUGAACACAGUUCCAACGAUAGGCUUCAACUGCGAGAAAGUGAAAGGCAUGAUGGGCAAAGCCAAAGGCAUCAACUUCCUCGUGUGGGACGUSGGCGGCCAGGAGAAGUUGCGCCCCCUGUGGAAAUCAUACACUCGGUGCACGGACGGCAUUGUGUUUGUUUUGGACAGUGUGGACGUGGAGCGCAUGGAGGAGGCCAAGAUGGAGUUGAUGCGGACGGUCAAAGCCCCGGAAAACUCCGGAGUGCCCAUUCUUGUGCUGGCCAACAAGCAGGACCUGCCGGGGGCGCGCGAACCGCGGGAGUUGGAGAAGCURCUGGGCUUGACGGAGUUGGGCAGUGGGGGCGGCCAUCUGUGGCACGUGCAACCGGCCUGCGCCAUCACCGGGGACGGCCUCCAGGAGGGCUUGGAGGUCCUCUACGAAAUGAUUUUAAAAAGACGGAAGUUGGCCAAAAUGUCGAAGAAGAAGACGAGGUAAAAAGUGCUUCGGUAGUCAAUGUACAUUUUUUAAUUUGUUCCGACUUUCGGUGCAGUGUUUUCUCUAAUAAUAACAAUGCAGUAUCAAAAUUAGAUUAGUGAGACUUUCGACACGUCCAUUUUGUUGUUUUAUGGAAAACCCCUCUGUGAUAUUCUUAUUGAAAACACUGUUGUACAAGCCAGAAGCUUGCCUCUUUCGAAAUAGUGAGUGUUUUAUAUCAAUUUUGAGAAACGGCUAGGUUUUUUAAAUCCCUUGUUAUGAGAAACGACAAAUUCUAAAGUGUAAAUAGGUAAUUUUGUAAAUUUGGGUUCUUUCGAUAGUUCACACAGCACAAAGGAGCGAUUUCUCCAUUUUUAACGUGUUUGCAUCAACAAUAGUUAUUACAUGUAUUCUCCUAUGCAAGAAUCCACUGCGAUUUGUUAAGGUUUUACCUUAAUUAUAGUUUGCACGCUUGAAAGUGAAACGAUGAGUAUUAUAUCAUUGUAUAAUGAGAAAGCAGUGUGAAAAUAUACCCAGAUGGUUCCCAUACGCUUUAUUACGUCGAAAUGUGCAAUUCUAGAUCAUAAAUAACUAUUUUCUUGAAUAGAAUUGACACCCAUCACUUCUUCCACUCAAACAAUGAGAGUCUUAUUACAAUAAAUUAAUAUAAUAGAAAAGUCUGAAUACUUCCAAGUGCAUUUUUGUUGUCUCCUCCCACGUGACAAUUCGAUUCAAGAGUUUAGUUGUAUUACCAGAACCAAAGGUGCUCAUUUAUUUAUAAGUAGUUUUAGUUAUUAGUUAUUACAUUAAAUUGAGAAAAAUGAUCGGCUCAAGAAAACAUAUUUUCCCUGAAGAGACAUCGAGACAAUGACUACAAGCCAUCCAGUUCUUGUAAAGUGUGUUAUAUUUUCAAUUUAAAGUAAUAAUAAAUCGGACGACCAAUACAAACCACCAUAUUGUUCGAUAUCGGCCUUCACCCAAAAUUUUGCAAUUAGUGUGUUACCGGCCCUACCCUCUCCCGUUAUUUUGUUGUUAUUACUGUCCUAUUUAAUGUUAAAUUAAUAUUAGAAUUGUAUAACCAGAAUUAUUAUUCCUGUUGCUCGCCAUGUUUAUAUAACGUAAAUCUGUAAAUAUGUACCUAAAUGUAAUAUAAUUUCUAAAUAUUAUUAAACCAUAUUUGUUUUAUAAAA
Molecule: messenger RNA, 2109 nt
Organism: Tribolium madens (black flour beetle)
Lineage: Eukaryota; Metazoa; Arthropoda; Insecta; Coleoptera; Tenebrionidae
Gene: Arl4
Product: ADP-ribosylation factor-like protein 4A
Exons: 2
Coding region: 326-940 (204 amino acids)
Biological process (GO): intracellular protein transport; vesicle-mediated transport
Cellular component (GO): cytoplasm
Molecular function (GO): GTP binding; GTPase activity
Source: RefSeq, a predicted model, not a curated record